Molecule: messenger RNA, 2104 nt
Organism: Gorilla gorilla gorilla (western lowland gorilla)
Lineage: Eukaryota; Metazoa; Chordata; Mammalia; Primates; Hominidae
Gene: PGRMC1
Product: progesterone receptor membrane component 1
Exons: 3
Coding region: 296-883 (195 amino acids)
Cellular component (GO): endomembrane system; membrane; endoplasmic reticulum
Source: RefSeq, a predicted model, not a curated record
GGGGCCUCCCAGGUAGAACUGAGGGGGGCACCGCGCGGCCGCGGGGGAGCGGCGCCGGACUCUAGAGGCUUUGUAGGGGGCCUGAGGGCUGCGGGGCGGGACCGAGCAGGGCGGGGCGCUUAGGUGGCCUCGGGGGAGGCGGGGCUUGGAGGCUCCGCCCCUCAGGCCCCGCCUCCUCCCCGGCUAGUCUUUGGCCGCCGCCGAACCCCGCGCGCCACUCGCUCGCUCAGAGGGAGGAGAAAGCGGCGAGUUCCGGAGCCCUGCCUAGCGCGGCCCAACCUUUACUCCAGAGAUCAUGGCUGCCGAGGAUGUGGUGGCGACUGGCGCCGACCCGAGCGAGCUGGAGAGCGGCGGGCUGCUGCAUGAGAUUUUCACGUCGCCGCUCAACCUGCUGCUGCUUGGCCUCUGCAUCUUCCUGCUCUACAAGAUCGUGCGCGGGGACCAGCCGGCGGCCAGCGGCGACAGCGACGACGACGAGCCGCCCCCUCUGCCCCGCCUCAAGCGGCGCGACUUCACCCCCGCCGAGCUGCGGCGCUUCGACGGCGUCCAGGACCCGCGCAUACUCAUGGCCAUCAACGGCAAGGUGUUCGAUGUGACCAAAGGCCGCAAAUUCUACGGGCCCGAGGGGCCGUAUGGGGUCUUUGCUGGAAGAGAUGCAUCCAGGGGCCUUGCCACAUUUUGCCUGGAUAAGGAAGCACUGAAGGAUGAGUACGAUGACCUUUCUGACCUCACUGCUGCCCAGCAGGAGACUCUGAGUGACUGGGAGUCUCAGUUCACUUUCAAGUAUCAUCACGUGGGCAAACUGCUGAAGGAGGGGGAGGAGCCCACUGUGUACUCAGAUGAGGAAGAACCAAAAGAUGAGAGUGCCCGGAAAAAUGAUUAAAGCAUUCAGUGGAAGUAUAUCUAUUUUUGUAUUUUGCAAAAUCAUUUGUAACAGUCCACUCUGUCUUUAAAAAACAUAGUGAUUACAAUAUUUAGAAAGUUUUGAGCACUUGCUAUAAGUUUUUUAAUUAACAUCACUAGUGACACUAAUAAAAUUAACUUCUGUCUUAGAAUGCAUGAUGUGUUUGUGUGUCACAAAUCCAGAAAGUGAACUGCAGUGCUGUAAUACACAUGUUAAUACUGUUUUUCUUCUAUCUGUAGUUAGUACAGGAUGAAUUUAAAUGUGUUUUUCCUGAGAGACAAGGAAGACUUGGGUAUUUCCCAAAACAGGUAAAAAUCUUAAAUGUGCACCAAGAGCAAAGGAUCAACUUUUAGUCAUGAUGUUCUGUAAAGACAACAAAUCCCUUUUUUUUUCUCAAUUGACUUAACUGCAUGAUUUCUGUUUUAUCUACCUCUAAAGCAAAUCUGCAGUGUUCCAAAGACUUUGGUAUGGAUUAAGCGCUGUCCAGUAACAAAAUGAAAUCUCAAAACAGAGCUCAGCUGCAAAAAAGCAUAUUUUCUGUGUUUCUGGACUGCAUUGUUGUCCUUGCCCUCACAUAGACACUCAGACACCCUCACAAACACAGUAGUCUAUAGUUAGGAUUAAAAUAGGAUCUGAACAUUCAAAAGAAAGCUUUGGAAAAAAAGAGCUGGCUGGCCUAAAAACCUAAAUAUAUGAUGAAGAUUGUAGGACUGUCUUCCCAAGCCCCAUGUUCAUGGUGGGGCAAUGGUUAUUUUGUUAUUUUACUCAAUUGGUUACUCUCAUUUGAAAUGAAGGAGGGACAUACAGAAUAGGAACAGGUGUUUGCUCUCCUAAGAGCCUUCAUGCACACCCCUGAACCACGAGGAAACAGUACAGUCACUAGUCAAGUGGCUUUUAAAGUAAAGUAUAUUCAUAAGGUAACAGUUAUUCUGUUGUUAUAAAACUAUACCCACUGCAAAAGUAGUAGUCAAGUGUCUAGGUCUUUGAUAUUGCUCUUUUGGUUAACACUAAGCUUAAGUAGACUAUACAGUUGUAUGAAUUUGUAAAAGUAUUAUAUGAACACCUAGUGAGAUUUCAAACUUGUAAUUGUGGUUAAAUAGUCAUUGUAUUUUCUUGUGAACUGUGUUUUAUGAUUUUACCUCAAAUCAGAAAACAAAAUGAUGUGCUUUGGUCAGUUAAUAAAAAUGGUUUUACCCACUA